This is a messenger RNA of Penicillium samsonianum, 990 nucleotides long. Its product is annotated as putative transcription initiation factor TFIID subunit 13. Gene Ontology annotation, cellular component: transcription factor TFIID complex. Lineage: Eukaryota; Fungi; Ascomycota; Eurotiomycetes; Eurotiales; Aspergillaceae. The record is from RefSeq and is a predicted model, not a curated record. The transcript has 2 exons. The coding region runs from base 1 to 990 and encodes 329 amino acids. Gene Ontology annotation, molecular function: protein heterodimerization activity. Gene Ontology annotation, biological process: RNA polymerase II preinitiation complex assembly; transcription by RNA polymerase II.
AUGUCCGCCAAGCGCACAGGCCAAGCGCCCAAGCGGGUAUCGUUUUCCCUGCCCAGCCAGAGCCCAUGGGCAGCUCCGCUACCUUCUACGCCAACUCCACGACGUGUCUUGCCAAAUCCAAACACUGGGUUGCAUACUCCGAACACAUCAACUCCAAGUCCAAACACCGUCUCAUCAACUUUAAAUUGUCACUUGCAAACCCCGAACAGCUCCUCGUCAACUUCAAAGACUGGCUUACGCACUCCGACUCGCAAUCCGUCACGCCAGCCCAGCUCCAAAAAUCUUGUCUCCAGGCUCUCACCUAAUUGGAAUUUCAAUGAGCAAGACACAGCGCUGAUCCGUGCUGGAUACGAACCCCAGUGGACUCCCAAGCUACCCGACACAACAUCUACCUCAACUGAAAAGGGUAAGAAAGAGCCCGCAACCAAGCCCGCCAUGGCUGAACCACGCGCACGUAUGGCCCGGCACAAGGGCCAAAUGAACUUCCAGAAUGAGCUUCGCCUGCUACUUCUCGCUUACGGCGACCCCAGCCCGCACCCGAGCUUCCCAAACGAACCACUUCCUGAGACCGUCCGCGUGCUGGACGAAAUCGUCACCGACUUCGUGCUGGAACUCAGCCACGGCGCUGCGCAAAUCGCGCACCACGCUCGCCGUCAGAAGAUCAAAGUUGAAGACUUCCGCUUCGCAUUGCGUCGUGACCCAAACAAGCUUGGACGUGUCCAGGAGCUGCUGCGCAUGGAACGUGAAUUGAAGGAAGCCCGCAAGGCAUUUGACCAGAAUGAUGAUCAGGUUGCUAAGGAGGCUGGAAAGAAGGGCGCUGCCGCUGCGGCGGCGGCUGCAGCUGCUGGUGAGGAUCCGGUGGCCGCUGAAGCUGCUGCUACUGCUACUGUCUCCAAGAAGAGCAAGGGCAAGGGGAAGAGAGGUGCUAUGGCCCGCCGUGGAUCUGAUGCUACUGAGGAGUCGGUUUCGAAGAAGCGCAAGACUGGCUGA